This is a messenger RNA of Cynocephalus volans (Philippine flying lemur), 777 nucleotides long. RefSeq names its product protein phosphatase 1 regulatory subunit 27 (gene PPP1R27). Lineage: Eukaryota; Metazoa; Chordata; Mammalia; Dermoptera; Cynocephalidae. The coding region runs from base 119 to 583 and encodes 154 amino acids. Gene Ontology annotation, molecular function: phosphatase binding. The transcript is spliced from 3 exons. The record is from RefSeq and is a predicted model, not a curated record.
GGAAGCGAGGUCUCCCUUAGGCAGAAGAGCCCUCACGACGAUCAGGUCUGGCUGGACACAUUCCUCGCGCUGGUGCAGUCGGGUCACCAGAGGCGCGGCCCACCCCACAGCCGGCAGGAUGCCCAGCAGAACUGUCCGCUACACCCGCUACAGCCCACGGCAGAGGCGCCGGCGGCUGUUGGCUGAUCGCAGUGUACGUUUCCCUAAUGACGUCCUGUUCUUGGACCACAUCCGCCAGGGUGACCUGGAGCAGGUGGGACGCUUCAUCCGGGCUCGGAAAGUCUCCCUGGACACCAUCCACCCCUCAGGCCUGGCCGCCCUGCAUGAAGCUGUGCUGUCGGGAAACCUGGAAUGCGUGAAGCUGUUGGUCAAAUACGGGGCUGACAUUCACCAGCGUGAUGAGACGGGCUGGACACCCCUACACAUCGCCUGCAGCGACGGGUACCCUGACAUAGCCAGGUACCUCAUCUCCCUGGGGGCAGACAGACACGCCGCCAACGACGACGGCCACUUGCCCUCCGACCUCAUCGACCCGGACUUCAAGGACCUGGUGGAGCUCUUCAAAGGGGCCAGGAUGGACUGAGCCGGCCCUGCCCUCCCGGGGCUCCCGCCUCCCCGAGAAGUCCGCGCGUGCCCGGGUGCCAGGACGCGCCCGCCGCCCAGGCCCCAGACCUCGGGCACGACCCCACGCCCUCCGCUCCGGCCUGGCUUUUCCUCCAGGUGAAUUUUUUACUGUGGCACUUUUUACUUUUUCAAUAAACGCGAUCCCCAAGCCUG